CAUGUAGUUCCGGCGUCACGCCUGGUGGGCGGAGUUCUGCCGAGUGGCGCGCAGCCGCCCCUAUUGUCCCGCCCCCUACUCCGCAGGAUUCGAACCCGAGCUGCCUGGGCGUCUCGAAGGGUCAGAGAGUUGGCUGCGAGCCUUCGGCCGGCAAGCGAGCGUCGGCUACGAUCCCGCAGCGAGAGGAGGCAAGUUGGGCUCCAGGCUCCAAAGCCGGUGGCCGCGGGUCGCGGUGGAGCCGCUGUCUUCGAGGUCAGAGGAGAGAACAGUGAUAUCCUGAGAGAAGAUGGGAAAGGGCUGCAAGGUUGUGGUUUGUGGAUUGUUAUCUGUGGGGAAAACUGCAAUUUUGGAGCAGCUCCUUUAUGGAAACCAUACUAUCGCAUUUGACCCCUCCCAAGGAUGCAGCAACAAGGCUCCAUCUUGCAGUGGAGACUGGGCUGUAACAAGACACCAGACCUACCGGUACCUUGAUCUUGGACUUCUAGCCUCCAGAACUGUGAGAGAGAAAUUUUCCGUUUAUAAGUUACCCAAUCUGUGGUAUUUUGUUAUAGUAGCAAUUGUUGUAUUAGGAAACAAAAUCGACCUGUCUGAGCAGAGACAAGUGGACGCUGAAGUGGCACAGCAGUGGGCAAAAAGUGAGAAAGUGAGACUGUGGGAGGUGACCGUUACCGAUCGGAAAACUCUGAUUGAACCAUUCACUUUAUUAGCAAGUAAACUUUCCCAACCCCAGAGCAAAUCAAGUUUUCCUUUGCCUGGGAGGAAAAACAAAGGGAACUCUAGCUCUGAGAACUAAAAAUCAGUAAUUCUACAAUUGUGUGUUGAAUAGUGAUUGCCUUUAAGUGUCUGUGAACGUGGAGUAAUAUUACCAUUUAAAACAGGCCAUUUGUAUCUACCUUUGGUCCUUAGGAAGAUUCCUAAGGAAGUCAUUUAAUGCACUUUAGAUGUUAUAAUUAAUUACUUGGGCUAAGUUUAUUAUUGCCUGAUAUGAAAGAAUAUAUUCUUACUCUCAUUGUUUGAAACCUG
Molecule: messenger RNA, 1023 nt
Organism: Cebus imitator (Panamanian white-faced capuchin)
Lineage: Eukaryota; Metazoa; Chordata; Mammalia; Primates; Cebidae
Gene: NKIRAS1
Product: NFKB inhibitor interacting Ras like 1
Exons: 4
Coding region: 287-793 (168 amino acids)
Biological process (GO): canonical NF-kappaB signal transduction
Molecular function (GO): GTPase activity; GTP binding
Source: RefSeq, a predicted model, not a curated record